GGUAACACCCACCGAUGGUCUCCAUGGAAACGUCGUCCACCACGGAAAAAGGGGAAAAAGUAUCAGCAGUAACGCUAACGUUAGUUCUCUGACCUUGACAAGACAUACUAUACAGUCUUUGACCAAAUUGAUUAUUAUGAACCAAUUUCAGAAUUUGAUAAAUGACUGUCUUAUCGAUACAAAACACGUGGAAAGCGCUGUCAUUCUGGUUGCAAAGACUGCAGCAGUAACUGCGGCGUCUGCAAGGUUUCAGGUUCUUCCUACACAAGCCCAGAUUUUCAUAGACUCUUUCAAGCACAUGACAUCGACCAGAGAGCGGGGCUUCUACUUUCAAGACAAAUCAUACACCUGUGUCCGAGCUGACAGGAACUCCAUCUACUGCAAAUGUGGAACACAUGGCUUGAUUCUUGUGAAGACUGCUCUGUACAUUAUAGUGGCCACAUACAACGACAGCAUGUACCCUAGCGUGUGUGUGGAGGCUGUCGAGAAACUAGCUGUGUACCUCAAGGAAAAGGGAAAAUGAAGCAAGACCUGAAGAGGAGCAGCGUUCUGAUGGAUGAAACUGAUGAAGUGGACUGGUCAAGUUAAACAGUUGCCUACAGGUCCAUGUUAGGCCACCUGCUAAUUGAGGACAAACAUGUUUAGGAGAAAGUUGGUGUGCGUUUGUUUUCUUUCUUUGAACUUGCCCCUGUCCCCUCUCGCAGUAUACAGGUUUAACCACUAGGUGGUAGUAAAUAGUAAAUAACCCAG
Molecule: messenger RNA, 750 nt
Organism: Oncorhynchus kisutch (coho salmon)
Lineage: Eukaryota; Metazoa; Chordata; Actinopteri; Salmoniformes; Salmonidae
Gene: pfn4
Product: profilin family member 4
Exons: 4
Coding region: 137-523 (128 amino acids)
Cellular component (GO): cell cortex
Molecular function (GO): actin monomer binding
Source: RefSeq, a predicted model, not a curated record